Messenger RNA from Cuscuta epithymum, 1859 nucleotides. The record is from the annotation of a GenBank genome assembly. Lineage: Eukaryota; Viridiplantae; Streptophyta; Magnoliopsida; Solanales; Convolvulaceae.
CGGCCAAAAAGCGCAUUCAAUUAUUCAAAAAUGGUAAUGGCCGUCAAAAUCAGUCUCUCCUCUUCAAUAUCCUUCCUAAACCCUCUUCAGAAAACCUUCUCUGUUCUCUCCACCAACAAAAAAAUGUCAUCUUGGUCAUGCCCAGCCUGCACUUUCAUCAACCCUCCCUCUCAAAAAUCCACCUGCCUAAUCUGCCUAUCGCCGGCGUCCACGCCGCCGGCAAAGCCCAAGUGGCCAUGCACGGCCUGCACGCUCCUCAACCCUUUCCCCUCCCAACGGUGCGAAGCAUGUGGGACCCGAGCCCCGGCUGCUUCGCUUUCCACUCUCCUUGACACGGAAGACGACGAUGACCCGCAAUCUGUGGGAACCGUUUUCUUGCCGUUGAGACAUUGCCAGAAUUCCGGGAAAUCAGCUCCGAUUGAGGUUGAAGAUGAUGACACUACUAUAUCUGAUACGGGAUACGGGUCGGGUAUGGAUACUUCAGAGGAGUCAAUGGCUGGGAAUGGUGGAAAGAAGAGGAAAAGGCUGGGGGAGCAAGUUGUGGUUGAAGAUGAUGAUGGGGUUGGUUUCAGGAAUGCCAAUACAGGCAAAAAUGUUGUCAUUGAGUCACUAGAUGAUGAUAUAGAACAAGCACAUAGCAGUACAUGGUUGGAUAAAAGGGAAUCAAGGGCCCUGAAAAUUUUGACAUACAAUGUUUGGUUUCGUGAAGAACUGGAGUUGCAUAAACGUAUGGAAGCUAUAAGCGAUCUCAUUGAGUUGCAUUCCCCAGACAUCAUAUGUUUUCAGGAGGUCACUCCCAGAAUUUAUGACAUCUUUCAGGGAUGUAGAUGGUGGAAGGUGUAUCGUUGCUCUGUGCCUAGUGAUUUGGCAUUUUCCAGGCCAUACUUCUGUAUGCAGCUAACAAAACUCUCAGUGAAAAACUUUAGCUGCAAACCUUUUGGCAAUUCAAUAAUGGGGAGAGAACUAUGUGUUGCUGAGAUUGAAGUAGAGAAAGAAAUGAGAUUGGUAGUUGCGACCAGCCAUCUCGAGAGCCCAUCCCCCGCUCCACCUAAGUGGGACCAGAUGUUCAGCGAAGAACGUGUGGCUCAGGCGAAGGAGUCCAUCAACCUCCUUGACCAACACCCAAAUGUUAUAUUUUGCGGGGAUAUGAACUGGGAUGACAAGCUGGACGGACCGUUUCCUUUAAAGGACGGAUGGGUUGAUGCUUGGUCUGAGCUAAGGAGUGGAGAGGUGGGGUACACUUACGACACGAAGACAAAUCAGAUGUUGAGCGGGAAUAGGUCACUGCAGAAAAGACUGGACAGGUUCUUGUGCAGCCUCAAGGAUUUCAGGAUACAUAAGAUUGAGAUGAUUGGGAAGGAUCAGAUAUCGGGCUUGUCUUAUUGUAAAGAAAAGAAAACGAGGAAUGCAGUUAAGAAGCUAAUGCUACCUGUUCUUCCAAGCGACCACUAUGGCUUGCUUCUGGAGAUUCUUCGUCUGUAAUUAGUGGUAAAUGGAUAUUAACUGCCUUAGCUUUUGGUCACUUCAGGGUUUGUCAUUUGUGUAGUUAGUGUUUUGGGGGUCACUCAAAUGCUGCCUGAACUAACACAAAUGUGCAGUUUUGUAUAGGCAAUGAAAACUGAAAAGGGUGUAACCAUAAUUGUAACCGGGCAUGUCCGGUUCGGUUUACACUGGCAGUUUAUGUCUGCUUCUGUGGCCGUCACUAGCCGGUUUCAUAGCCUAUUAAAAGAACCAGGUACCGGAACUGGUCGGAUUGGUUCUAUUUUGGGAGAAUGGGAAUUGAUUUAGGAUGGUUUGCGGUACAACUAUGGCUUAUUUCUGGAGAUUCUUCGUCUAUAAUUAGUGGUAAAUGGAUGUUA